This is a messenger RNA of Frieseomelitta varia, 1522 nucleotides long. RefSeq names its product transmembrane protein 179. NCBI's taxonomy places the organism in Eukaryota, Metazoa, Arthropoda, Insecta, Hymenoptera, Apidae. The record is from RefSeq and is a predicted model, not a curated record. The transcript is spliced from 3 exons. The coding region runs from base 149 to 814 and encodes 221 amino acids.
UUUUAAUAACCGACACAGAUCGACGUGAAAUAUUUCUGAAAAGUUUACUAGCCUGAACGUGUCUAUAUUCACUGUAAUUUCCGUAUGUAGUUUAUGAAUAAGUUCAGAUAUACUUGCAAAACGGAGAUUCUGCUUUGCCACUUGAAAUAUGGCUCUAACCAACAUCUUGCUCCUUAGUCAAAUAUCGGGAUAUGUCGUUGCUCUUAUUUUGUCACUUUGUAUCAUCAUACCGAUGAGUUUGCACGAAGAUGAAUUUAGAGGACACUGUUUGUUAUUCUCAACAGGGACUUGGCAAGAAUCAAACGGUCAGUUUGUAGUAAAUUGGGCUUCGCAGGCUUACUGCAAUUACACGAUAUUCGUUGGCUUGAUGUUGUUGCUAACAUCUGCGAUACAAAUUUAUCGUCUCUCUAUACUUAUGUACCGCGGAGAGGACAGCUCUUUCUUGUCGGCGUUUAUAGAUGUUGUCAGUUCGAUAUUCCUUACGACAAUCACCCUAAUCGCCGCAGUUAUUAUCACACUUGGCUUUAUGACCUGGUGUCAAUGUAUGACCAAAAGAUUUCCAUCUUGCGAAUUGGCAGCUGGAAAUGACAUUGAUAAAGCUGAUGAUAUAGAUACUUCUGGUUUUCACAUUGAAUUGGGUGCAGUUCAAUUUGGUACUUGGUUCAGUUUGUCUGUGUGGGUUGGUCUGUCAGUAUUUGCAGUAUUAAAGUUGUUGCGAUAUCAUCAGUUAGAAAACAUGAAGGUUUCAAUGUACAGAGAAAGACAAAGAUUAAUAGAAGCUGCUAGAAGUAAUGAGAUACAAGAGACAACUUAAAAAUUUGAUUCGAUGGAAAAUUUGAUCGUUGAGAGUAUUUCUUUAAGUGGUAGUAUUUUUUUCUAUCCUAUUGUUCUUACUCUUCAAAGAAAUAUUUGUAACUGAUAAAGUCAGUUUCCUAAACGCACACUUUGUAAUGAAUGUAAUUAUGAUCAUAUAAUGUAACUUAAGAUGAUUAUUUGAUCCAUUACGAGAUUGAAAAGCCAUAUUUAUAGAAGAGGUCAUAACAUUGAAAUGAUUAUGCUUUAUGCUGAAAAUAUAUAAUUUAUUAUUAGCCAGAUUUUUAUCUUUAUACAAGACAGUACGAAAUUACAAUUUUUGAUAACUUUGAUAUUAGUUUUUAGAUUCAUCUUUAAUUUAGUUGAUAUCAUUCGACUUAAGUAGUAUUAACAAUUGUUAAAUAUAUUAUUAUAUUUCAUCAUAGUAUUUUAUUUCAUUCUUAUGUAUCAUAUUUCUGUCUAAUUGUAUAUACAAUUUAUGUAAAUAGAGUAUAAAUUACAUAACAGUCAUCAUUAAAAUAUAAAAAUAUAUUGCAUAAAUAUUUAAUGUGCAAUUGAUGGUCUUUAUAAGUAUGUAGUUAUACCUUGUCAGUGUAUAUAAACGAGGAGUUCCGUAUUAUCUAAAUAAGUAUAUUUAAGUAUAUUAAGAAUUAUAUUUUGUAAAUAUGAAUGUUAUAUAUUCUCAUAAUACAUCAGACUUAUAGCAUAA